Molecule: messenger RNA, 564 nt
Organism: Trypanosoma rangeli
Lineage: Eukaryota; Euglenozoa; Kinetoplastea; Trypanosomatida; Trypanosomatidae
Exons: 1
Coding region: 1-564 (187 amino acids)
Source: RefSeq, a predicted model, not a curated record
AUGCGGAGUAAAAUAGAAUAUGUGAAUGAUGAUGUGCGUCAUUCACGGCAGAGUUAUGCGUACGACGGGAAUGACUAUGGUGGGCCACGUCCGGCCAAGGGCGUGCAUUCCGCGGAACUGUUUGAGAGGGUUCUACCAGCGAACGCUUUGGAACCGAUGGCUAUUGACAUUGAGGAGGACGCUAUCGAUAGCCUGAGCGUCGCGAUGAAGCCGCUGCAUACUGCCGACCUUGAGUAUAUGCGUCUGGAGCAGAGGGAGUAUGUUUGGAUGAUGGAGCAGAUGCGGUUUGAAACGGAGCGGAUGAAUCGUGAGCGGGAGCUCCUGCGACAACGACAAGAGCUAGAGCACGAGGCGGAGGUUCUGGAACGCGAGCAAUGCAUUCUGGGGCGACGCACGCUACAGGAACGACGUAAACUCGCGGAGUUGCAGCAGUGGGUGCGUGAGGAGUUGGAGAUGGAGGCGCGCCUUCUUAACAUACGCGACGGUGGCCACAACUACAGCAGCCGUGACAAUUACUACGAUGCAAGCAUUGAUUUGGUAGAUCAAGAGGGCCCGCAGAGAUAG